AUGAAAGCUCCAGAUGGGCUACCGCCACCUCUAUUUGCUCAACCGCUUUUGCAUUGGUUGGCCAAUGUCAUAUCGGCGAGGGCAUCUUCGGAGCUCACCACUGUUGAGCAAGCGCUUUCUCUUAAACCUCCCAAAAGGGGAAAUUUCCGCAUCAUAGAAUGGGAUCGUCACAUGAUUGAUAGACCUGUUUUCCCCGAGUGGACACGGAACGGUCCAACCGACAAGACACGAAGUCCAGAUUCGUGGAGUGACGAAGUGUCAAAAUGGGCAAAGCGAGCGGGCCUCACAAACGGCACGGGUCUUCAUGCUCCUCGUCGUGAGGCUCUCAUAAAAUGCAACGGUACGGCCCUGGACCUGUCGUACAGCUAUUCCCUUGGCCAGGUUCUUCGCUUUGCUUCUCAGCACAACACGCAUGUGCUUGUCAACCAUUAUCUCGGCAAUAUGUCAACCAUCGACGGAGCAGGUACAUAUCUCAACAUGCGGCCGCGGACAGACCUGGUAGAAGACUUCCGAUCUGCAACCAUGCGGUGGAACCCAGGUCUUUACUUGUCACUAUCCGCCAAGGACAAGGAAGAGCUGGAAGGCAGUCUGGAGUACAAAGCAGUGACUAGAGGAAUAAAUGAGCUCAGCACACGAAUCCGCGAAGCCACGACUGAAGAUGAGAAGCAGCAGUUGAAAUAUCAACGACGCCUUGAAUAUGAUCGACGGAAGGCGAUCGAAAACAAGCGGCUCAGAGAAAUCCAGGCCGCCCAGAAGAUCAUUUACGAUCGGGGCGACGAUCCGCAUGAACAACAUGAUUGGCGCCAAAUACACUUCGAUCGCAUUUCACACAUGCUUCCUCCCGAACGCCUGCGCCUCGCAAAAAGCAUGACAUCGCGGGCAUGGCCAAGGAGCUCGGAGUGGGUCAGUGUGUUGAAAGACCUCAUCGCUCUGCGUGAAAACAACGACAACGCCGCGUAUCAGGAAGUUAUGCGCAUUCCCCCAGCAGAGAGGUGGCAGCAUGCUUACGACUGUCACGAAUCGUAUUACAAAGCCACCUCCAGCUUUGCGAAAUUUUGUUUUCAUUGCAGCAAGUGGGUGGCGGGUCAAGGAGAGUGGAAACACCACUGUCAAUCUCACAUUGACAGUGGUGAUAUCCCAUUUCGAUGUGACCCGAUAGUGUUCCGUCACGCUGUCGCCUGUGCUGGAUAUUGCCCGGUUCACUUGGGGCGACAAGACUUGCCGGCCCACCAGCGAAUGACACAGUAUGUCGACAAGUCUUCAUGGAAGCGUCACCUGUCUGAUUGCCUCCCGGCAUAUAUCAUGGGUCAAGACCCGAGCAAUUUUGCAUGCCCUCAUACCUUAUGCCCAGCCGUCUUCAAUUCAUCGGAUGAUCUAUGGCAUCAUCUUGAAGACGUGCAUAGCGUUCCCAAACCAAAGACCUCUCCUUUGGGUAAGCGAAAGACGCCACCGGAGCCUGAGGUCACUGCAGCAAAGAGAAGAAUCACCGUUCUACCACAGCGGAGCUCAGUGUUAGGGAACCCCUAUGGUGUCGGCACAGCACCAAGCGACAACAUCAUUUCCUUGCCACGCGGCCAACCACUACAGGUUGAUAGCAACGAUCCUGCCACGUUGCUAUGCUCUGUAUCAGGCAAUGGCUACACGGAAUGCGGCUUUGAGUACUUCGAACCUCUUGCUGAAGCUGAUGCCGACCUCCUGGAUUUUGCUACGUUAGCAUCCCCCGCCUCCGCGGCGGAUCGUACAACUCCUACGAUCUCAGGCGCAGACCUGCAAGAGUGCGUCGAUCCAGAUAUUCUGAGUUCCGGGUCCACCCAAGCUCAAGCUGGUAGUGCUGUUGAUGCGUCCGACUUGGACAGCGAUGCACCCCCCAGUCAAAGUUCUCGAUCCUACUUCGAUGCGGAUGAUCUACAAAGCUCAGAGCCCGAGUACCCCAUCGAAUGCUUGCUUGCAAUGUGGAAGUCUCAGAGAUCGGAGCUAUUUCUGGUCAAGUGGGUGGGGGGGAGUACAAGUUGGGAACCCGAAAUGAACGUUCCUGACCAGAGCAUUGCUGAACUCAAAAGAACUUAUCGGGGUUUCCGGGACGGGAUUGAGAUACUACAAACGCAGGUCAGGGGCAAAGCACUGUGGUACAAGAUACUGUUCUUGAAUUUCGACGGAGCAGACGAAGAUAGGUCCUGGUGGGUGCCAGAGAAGGCAAUGGACCCGGAAGUCCGCGUCAAGCGCGAAACGAAAAACAAGCGAAGGCGGAGGAAGCAUAGUUAG
Messenger RNA from Purpureocillium lilacinum, 2262 nucleotides. The record is from RefSeq and is a predicted model, not a curated record. NCBI's taxonomy places the organism in Eukaryota, Fungi, Ascomycota, Sordariomycetes, Hypocreales, Ophiocordycipitaceae.